This is a messenger RNA of Bombyx mori (domestic silkworm), 5494 nucleotides long. RefSeq names its product zinc finger and BTB domain-containing protein 17. Gene Ontology annotation, cellular component: PcG protein complex; nucleus; transcription regulator complex. NCBI's taxonomy places the organism in Eukaryota, Metazoa, Arthropoda, Insecta, Lepidoptera, Bombycidae. Gene Ontology annotation, molecular function: DNA-binding transcription factor activity, RNA polymerase II-specific; zinc ion binding; RNA polymerase II cis-regulatory region sequence-specific DNA binding. Gene Ontology annotation, biological process: regulation of transcription by RNA polymerase II. The coding region runs from base 449 to 1771 and encodes 440 amino acids. The record is from RefSeq and is a predicted model, not a curated record. The transcript is spliced from 8 exons.
UAUCGCGCAGUACUUUUGAGAGUGCUCGAUUGUGCGAAGCGUUGCUGUAGUUGGAACAUUCAACGUUGAGCAUUAUGUCGCAUAAUGCGCUCUAGUGCUGUAAUUGGAAAACCACCAGAAUGAACAGACACCUCUACCGUUUGGUCUAAAGGCCAAGUUUCAAAGGCCGUUUGGUCUAGAUACCAGGCCAUAAACUACAACAAAAACCUCUACCAUCAAGUACGUCAAUGACAUGUCAACUUUGACGUCUACCAUGACAAUUUCUCUAAUUUGUAUGAAAACUUUAAAAAAAUAUGUAUCGUACGUAAACCGUGAAUUUCCGCUAUUUGAAAAUUUGUAAUAAAAAUUCUAUUUGUACGUACUCAAUAAAAAAAAUGAACUUCCAAAUCGAUGGACCAUAAUGGAAGUUUUAUCUUUUUAAAUUCUUGACUUAUGUUUUGUUGUUAAAAUGCGUAAAUAUACUCGUCGAAAGCCAGAAAGCGAACUGAUAGUAGACGCUCUCGACUUAUGUAGAUUGUGCCUUCAGAAACCUCAGGAGGCCAUUCCCAUUUUCGAAGGCACCAACAAUAUUUGUGGAACACUGUCCCUGAGAAUCAUGAUGUGUGUAGGCCUUGAGUUAACACACGAGAAUUGUCUACCAAAUGUAAUUUGUACUGGCUGCUUUGAAGAACUAAAUAGAUGUUAUACAUUCAGAAAAAAAUGUGAAGUCUCAUAUCAAAAACUCAAAUCACAUUUACAAGCGGUCAAAGAAAAGGAAUGUUUAAACCAGACAAUGCAGCAAGCUGUUAAAGAUGAUGUGAAUUUAAAUAAAAAUGUAAUUAAUAAUCAUAUAAAUAAAGAUAAUGGAUAUGCUGUGUUAAGUCAUGAUCAGUUAACAUCAGACUUGCAAAUAUGCAAUGGGGUUAUCGAAGUGAAUAGUGAUGCUACUAUGAAUGAGCAAAGUAUAUUUCAAGAUGGAAAACGUUUUGGUGAAACAGACGAUGUAUUGCAGGAAGCAAGAAAUACAGAGAUCACACCAGAUAUAUCAUCAUUCUUAUCAACAUUACUAGUACAAGUUGGAGUGCUAUCCCAGCAAGAUGAUAUGUAUGUAUUUAUGGACUCGAGUAUAAACAAUUUGCAGCUGUCCACGGGCGAUGGAAAGACUGUAUCGUUAGAACUAGUAGAAGAAGAUGAGGAAGAAAAGGAACCUGUUAAAGAAACAGAUCCCGUGUUAAAUGAAGAAAACACAAAUGUUAUUACUUCGACUGAUACAGCGAACGUUAGCCAACCUUUGAAUCAAAAACUACCAAGCAGCGAGAAUCAGAGCAAAGGACAGGGCGCGUGGUGCGGCGCGUGCGGCAAGCGGCUGUCGUCCCGCGGCGCGCUGCGGCGACACGCGCACGUGCACACGGUGGAGCGGCCGCACGCCUGCUCCGUGUGCGGCCGGACCUUCGCGCAACGCUCCGUGCUUCAGAGACACAAACUAGUACAUCUAGCGCCCGUUCCAGUGCGAGUGGUGCGCCAAGAGCUUCACGCAGCGCUCGGCCCUGGCGGCGCACCGCCGCGCGCACGAGCCGCCCCACGCGCGCGCCCUGCACCUGCACCGCUGCGCGCACUGCACCAAGCUCUUCCUGCACUCCUCCAGUCUGAGUCGGCACAUGCUGACGCACAGCGGCCGCGUGUACGAGUGCGGCGGCUGCGGCCGACAGUUCAACGACAAGAGCUCCCUGCUGCGGCACCUCAAGACCGCCAGCCACCGAGACCAGCCCGCCGCGACGUAGGCAGGGCGUGACGCCGGUGGGGCGUGACGCUGGCGGGGCGUGACGCCGGCGGGACGUGACACCGGAGGGGCGUGACACCGGAGGGGCGUGACGCCGGCGGGGCGUGACACCGGAGGGGCGUGACGCCGGCGGGGCGUGACACCGGAGGGGCGUGACGCCUGCGGGGAAUGGCGCUGCGUGUCGCUAGCGGGGCGUGACGCUGGCGCGGCGUGACGCUCAUGUCGGAGUUGUGACGUAGUGCUCUAUUGAACGUUCGUUCAAGAGAUUAGUUUCCUAACGUUCUCAGAUGAUCAAGACAAUGUGCAAUAAGUGCAAUUUCAAGACGCUAUAGCUGAAGAAUCUAUACAGAAUUAUGUUCCUGAAGCUGACUAGUUAAAUAAAUAUAUUUGUUAUCGUAUCUGGCCACCAUCAAUAACUAUCACACGUUGCAAUUUUUUCUACAAAUUUCCUAUUCAGCUUAUAUUUUAUUUCUUUACUAAACCUUAAAACAAGUACAUAACAAUUAAAUUACAAAAUAUGUAAUAUAAAUACGAAAUAUAUAGUCUCGGAUUGUUUCUCUAUCUAUGUCCAGUACGUCAAGCACGAUAAUCUAUCGAAUUUGUAAUGUAAAUGUAUCGAGUCCUCGAUACGAAAACAGAUCAUUACAUUAGAUCAAUAGUUCCCAGACUUAUUUUGUCUAUUGCCUACUUUGAGAAUAAUUUUUUUUUUAUCGUCCCCAUUUUUCCAACUACUUCAAAACCACUAUAGCGAGAGCUCAAUCGGUGCCUAAGACUCUUCCUAGAUAAAAUUACAAAUCGCCUCCCAAGCCUCUACACAACGCCCCCAUUUUUUUCUUGGUCUCUUACUGCCCCCCUUUAGGCCUGCAGCGCCCACAAGGGUGCCCACUUUGGGAAAAGCAUUAGAUGGUAGUACUCGAUAGCCAGCUAGCCUUCGAGGUUUACGUUACCGUAUGUCAAAACAAUUUUUGUGAUCUCAAUUAUAAGUUUCGAGUUUCGAGAACGUGACCAUUUGAUUGCGAAACGAAAAUUUAAUUAUAUUUACGGCCGGUUGGGGCGCUUUUUAAAUCCUAUACAUUCUUUCUCGAUACGAAUAUUUUUUCGAUAGUCAUUCGUGCCGCUCUGGCCUCUACGAGUAGUAUGCACAAUAGAUGAAGAAGUCAGGGACCGGUAACCGUGUGCUCCGUCGGCACAGAUAAUGCCAACAACUUCACUGCCACUAGUGGUUGGUCGAUAUCGAUAGUUGGAUAUAUCGACACUUUGAUAUACCGUUAUCGAAAAAUAGGCUUUAAAAGUACAAGAUGGUUUUUGAAUUUUGUUAUUUUAAUAGGAAUAGCUAACAACUAGCCAAUUUUGUAUUUAAUUCCCCUUGAAAUACACAAUUAAAUCAAAUCGAGUAAUGGAAAUGAUUCAAAUCUGUUAAACAAAAGACAAUCUAACAAUGAUUGAUUAAUGAUUGCUGGUAGCAAUUGGUGUUUUUAUUUAUUUAUUGCAUAGAUUGGUGGACGAGCUCACAGCCCAGCUGGUGUUAAGUGGUUACCGGGGCCCACAGACAUCUACAAGUUAAAUGCCGCCACUUACCUUGAGAUAUGAGUUCUAAGGUCUCAGUAUAGGAACAACGGCUGGCCCACCCUUCAUACCGAAACGGACUUUAUUGCUUCAGGGCUGAAAUAGGCAGGGUAGUGAACAAUGGCGGAUCCAGGGGGGGGUCAUGGGGGUCAUGACCACCCCCUGAGCUGGUUCCAGGACUUAGGUGGACCACUAAUUGAAUAUAAUGAUUUUAUUUAUAUAUUUUGUCACCGUACAGAUUUUAUGUAACUACAUACCUUCAAUAUUUAAUUAAUUUAAUAUAAUAUAAUAACUUUAUAUAAUGGCAAACGUUUGGGAAGGAACGCAUCUAAAUUUGACUAUGUGACCCCCCCUCCUGGCGCCAAAGCUGGAUCCGCCCUUGGUAGUGAAACCUACCUGUGCGGACUGACAAGAGGUCCUACCACCAGUAAAAAUAUAUUAUAUUGCUCUCCUUAGUUCUACCCGCCUUAAUAAUUAACUUUUAAAUUUUGUACGUACAUACGUUGUGCACGUCGUAUCUGUGAAAAUUCUCGAAUAAACUACAAAUUUAAUAAUAUACAUACAAAUUGACUUUCAAAAGCUUUGAUUGAGAAAUGUUUUUCAAUGUUAUGAUAAAUUAAAAUGUGUUAAAAUGUACAUAAUAUAUUUGUUUGUGGUGUCGUUAUUGCUGUCUCUAAUAGGGGUAGGUCCCCUCAGAAUAAUAUUUUGAUAAUUAUGUAAAACCGAAGUGUCUUCAGUACAAUCCAGAAAAAUAAAUUAUUAUGUAUUCAUACUUUAUAGUUGAGGCACAGUUUUUGAUUUUAGACUCAAAUAUACGUAUUAUUAUAAUAAUUAUUGACUUAAGGCGACUCAUCCGCCACUACUUGGACAACCGCCUUAUAAUCGCUGUCGCUUGUGAUUUAGGCCAUCAUCCAUUAUUGUUGUUCAAAACACGUUCGGGAAUACUUCGACAAUCUUGGAAACUGCGGGCAGUACAUAUUCAUACUCACUGUGUUACCCAUCCUUCGUGUCAGUGCCUAACCAAUACAGUGUGCUUAGUGCGAGUUUUUGAAGAUAUAUUUCUUUAGGCGCGUUAUGAAAAAUUUAUGAGAGUGAAAUUAUACGAUGCGCGCGCACCGUGACACAAAAUUAACAGAAUGAAGUUGCCCACUAAAUCGCUCAUUACAAUACGACCGACGUAACUUGGCGAGUCUGAAUAUAGCCGCAGGUGAACUUUCCGAACCGUAGUGAGAAUUACCGAAUUUAUACGAUGUCAAGAAAAGGGAUGUCCAAUAUGUGUGUUUGAGGAUGUUGUUUAAUCGAUUUUUUUUCAAAUUUAUUAAAUUUUAAAUAAAAAAAAGAAAUAAAUUUAAUAAAAAUAAAGUAUAACUUCUUACGCGCGUACAUAAGUACACGCAUCCUUUUUUUUAACGUUCUCGAUAGCGUAAAAGUUCGCUCAUAUUUGUAUGGAAUGGGAUCGUUUGCCUAAGUUUGCCGCUAGGGGCGCUGUUCCAACUGCAUACAAAAUUGGGCUAACCUUUACGCUAUCGAGAACGUUAAGAAACUGGCACUAAGCACACAGUUAGUGAAGUAGCACUACUACUGCUGCUCCUACAGAGUAAUUGUAAGGCGGUUGCCCAAGUAGUGGCGGAUAAGUGAGUCGCCACAAACUAAUAGAGUUACAAUAAUUUGAAAUAUACAACAUCUGUAAGUGUUUUAUUGUUAACUAGCUGACCCGGCAGACUUCGUAGUGCCUCAAUCCAUAAAUAAAAGACCUAAACUUUUGUAUAAAGUAAACUUAAAACAAACAAAAGGAAUCCGUCCGACGGGGGACACAAUAAAGGAAAAGCAAAAUUGUUAUUUUUAUUUCAUUCCGAGCAUUUUCAUAUUUAUCUACCUUUUAAACCUUCUCUGGACUUCCACAAAUAAUUCAAGACCAAAAUUAGCCAAAUGGGUCUAGCCGUUCUCGAGUUUUAGCGAGACUAACGAACAGCAAUUCAUUUUUAUAUAUAUAGAUAGCUAGAUAUAGGUGAAUGAGAUAUUAUUAAUGUUGUAUGUGUAUGUUGUUUAAUGUUGAUUUAUGACAUUUCGAAUAUGCAAACGAAGAGUUAAUGUUGUUUUUAAAUGAAAUGUAAUGCAAACGAAUUGAGUAGAAAUGUUGCAAUAAUCAAGAGUAUAUUUAAAUAUAAA